This is a messenger RNA of Closterium sp. Naga37s-1, 4557 nucleotides long. NCBI's taxonomy places the organism in Eukaryota, Viridiplantae, Streptophyta, Zygnematophyceae, Desmidiales, Closteriaceae. The record is from the annotation of a GenBank genome assembly.
AUGCUCCAGAUCCUCAUUCUCGCGUCGCUCGCCCUUCUCAGGCCUUGUUGGGUCUAUUCUCCCUACAUUCUCGCCUGCUGCUGGUGGCUCGCGACUAGACCCCGCCUGUUAGACCUACGGCCAUUCAGGCGCCGUGCUCUGUUGCGCGCAUACAUUGCUCUACACAUCCUCGCCCUCUUCCUCUUCCAGCUGCCUCUCUCACAGCACUGGCGGCCCUUCGAGCAGUGGGGCCAGACACUUGGCCUCUUCCGAUUGGACGUGAGGGAGAUUCUGGAUCCGCGGCAGCUGCUGCAUGUGCUGGAAACGGCUCUCCUGCUCUCCGCCUUUGCACUGCCUCUCAGCCUUCUUCUUUCCUCUCCCUUCUCCCCUGUUCCCUCUCCGAUCUCUCCUUCACACCAGCUGUCUUCCCAUCGCUCCCUCGCUACCUCCCAUCAUUCUUCCCGCACUCGGUCCUCUUCCCGCCCACCCUCGUCUCAAGCUCCACGCCCACACUUGCACCCAACCCCUGGCCUCUACCCCCAACGUUCCUCCCAAACCUCCGCCUGGCUCGGGCCGAGCCUGCCUCUUUUAGCUUCGAAAGCAUCCCAGAUUCUGUAUCAGGUGAUUGAGGAGGAGGAGGAGGAAGGGGAUGAUGCGGCUGGGGAGGAGGAGAGGGAAGAGGAGGAGGGCGGGGAAGGGGAAUGGGAGCUGGAGCAGCAGGAGGAGGUAGUUGCAAAAGCGCUAGCAGCUAGAGUGAGAGGGGCAGGUGUGGGAGGCGUGCAGUGGCGAGGGGGGGCACAGGCGAGGGGUGGGUUCGAGAACAGGGAGCAGCAGAGAGGAGAGAAAGGGGGGAAUUGGAGGGGAGAGAGGGAUGUGCCACUGAGGCAACUGGGAGCAGGCAGUGCAUCGAGAGGAGAGGAGUUGGUGGGGGGAGAUGCAGACGCUGAGGAGGAUGACAAUGGGAAGGGACUCAGACGCCAGUCGUCCGCAUCUCAGCAGCUCUGUGCCACCCUGGUCGUUUUCGGCCCUGCAAUCUGCACGGCAUCGCUUGUCACCAUCUGCCAAGCUAUUGGGCUGCAUCGCUUCCCCAAUCCAGCCCUCCCCCUUGCUCUCCACUUCACCACAGCACUCCUCCUCACAGCCUACGUCUUUGCCUGCACCGCCAUGCUUGCCUCUUCUCCCUCCUCCUCUGCCUCUUCUGCCUCCUCUUCCUCCUCCUCUGCCCCUGUCACUUCCUCCUCUUCCACCUCUGCUGCAGAUGCUUCUGCUGCUUCUGCAGCAGGGAGCAUUGACAGGGGUGACAAUACGGGAGGGAUCAGCAGUGGUGGCGAAGCAAUGGCUAUGCCAGCAGCAACACAGGACAGAGAUGCAGUGGCAGCAGAAGUGGCAGCGGAACUGGCAGCAGCAGGGCAUGAUGGGUGGCUGUGCUUCCUGCUCUCCUUCUCCCUCUGGGCUGCCCGCCUGCUCGCCUUCUCUGCCUUUGUCCUCCUUGUGCUUGUCCACGCGGCAGACAAGCUCGCCCUGCUGCGCGCCCCCUAUGUGCUACUACUGGUGAUGCUGCUGGUCUACCCCUCACGAGCCCAUGCUGUCUACUCAGCCUGCAUCGCCUAUUCCUCCCUGCAUCUUCUACUGCUCUUUGCUGCCACUGACCCUGCAUUGGGGCAGCUCCCUCUGCCCGCUUACUGGAAAGCCCUGCUGUCACUCCUUGGUAUUCCCCCUGCCCUGACCCCCCAGGCCAUCACCCCUCCAGCCGGCAUCCUCCUGCUUGCCUACGCCAUGGCUCGCGCCCGCUCCUCCCUGCAGCAAUCCCUUGCUACCACACACUCUCUCCCCCACCACCCCUUCCCAUGGCUGCUGCUCGAGCUAGCUGCCUCCUGCCCGCCUCCCAUGGCUGCGGCUCUUCAGUUAAAGCCGCACCCAGACAGUCUCCUCCUGCCUCCCUCCAAGGGCCCUCCCUGGCCGUAUCUCUGCUUGGCGUACCCGUCUGCCUUAGCAACAGAGGCCAACACCUACUUCAUCCUCACUGCAUUCUUCACCAUUCUAACCCAUAUGCACCCAUCUGCUGUCUCCCUCUGCUUCCUCCUCCUCCUCAUCAUCUGGGUCUGGCUCUUUCUUUGGCCAUCCUCCUCCCGAACCUCCUCCCGCACCUCCUCCCAAACCUCUUCCCAGCUCUCCCACCAGACCUCCUCCCAUGCUGGAAGAUCCUCCUCUGCGUUGCACUCCUCCUCCCGAACCUCCGUCUUCCGAGCCUCUGCGCCAGCUCUCCGAGCCUACAUGGCGCCACUGACCGCCUCAUUUGCAGCUACAGUGCUCUUGCUUCGCGCAAAGGGCUCCAAAUCCUUCCAUUUCCCUCCUCCGCCUCCUGCUGCCAGUGCUGCUGCUGGUGGUUCUGCAGUUGACGCUGCUAUUGCAGCAACAGCAGCUGGAGCAGCUCCGGCAUCCGAACCAGUUGCCGAACCUGCAGGCUCGGCAGCAGGGGCAACCAGCACUCCACCCCCAGUCAUCUCCUGGUCCCACGAACAAUACCCCCUUAUAGGCUUCUUCGGCUGGGUGUCUUUUUUCAAGCGCCUGCUCAUCCUACACUGUCCCACCGCCCUCCCCUGCGCGGCGUUUUUCGCUGCUCUGUAUCCUGUCAGCGCGAUAGGAUUUGGGUUUCUGCUGCUGGCGGUGCUGGGGUGUGUGAGGCUGAGGGCUGUGAGGGGCACGGCGCCGAGAUGGAUGUUCUUAUAUGGAGGGGCGGCGCUGGUGGUGGAGUUUGGGUUCCAGGUGGUGGUGGCACAGUGGGGGCUGGCGGCAUGGGUGGACCAGCACAGCGCGAUUCUGCAGUGGCUGGGCCUUGUCUUAUAUGAAGACACCGCUAUUAGCACUGUAGCAGGGGGGCGAAUGUGGGCUUUAACAUCCGGGUGUACUGCCAAAUCGGUGCUCCUAGCUGCUUGCCUGCUCCACCAUGCCUCCUGCCACUGGCUCGCCGAGCUUCCUCCGGAGCUUCGGGCCGACCUUAAGGGCGAGCUGUGCAUGCUGUUUGUGCCUGCCGAAGCUGUAGCUGCGGCUCGGCAUGCUGCUUCGGUGCAUGCAGAGGAAAUGACGUUUCGCAGUCAAGAACAUUGUCUCGCUGCUCUGUACCCCUCUGUUUAUCAAAACCCCUCCCACGCCAUCCCGUUCCCCUCCCAUUCCCUGCAGGUGGUCGUGCUGUACCUACUGGUUGCCAGUUUCGCAGUCAAGAACAUUGUCUCGCUGCUCUGUACCCCUCUGUUUAUCAAAACCCCUCCCACGCCAUCCCGUGGCGGUGCUCUUCCUGCUGGUCGACUCGCCAGUUGCGCAGUCAAGAACAUUGUCUUGCUGCUCUUUGUGUUCCUUCUGAAUGAAAGACCCUCCUAUGCCAUCCCACCCCCCUCCCCUCAGGUGGUGGUUCUCUUCCUGCUGGUCGCCAGUUUCGCAGUCAAGAACAUUGUCUCGCUGCUCUACACAUCCAUCGUCGGCCUCUGCAUCGCUCUCCCUCCCCGCCUCGUCCGUCUGCUCUGGCCGCUCCUUACAGUCACCUUCGCUGCAAUCACCCUCUGGCAGUACUACAUGCUCGCCGGCCCCCCUCCCUUCCACCACCCCCCGCUUGCACCCCCUCCCUCACACACCCCUCCUGCAUCCCCUACCUUUCACUACCGGACUGGUCCCCCACCUCCUUUUCAUUACCCUUCCGGACUCUCUCCCUCGCACACACCUGGAUCGCUACUGAAUCCACAGUCGCCUCAAGACAGGCAGCGUUUUCUUCUGAGCGUGUUCCUCCCACCACACCCUCAUCCUAGCUCGCUCUCGCUCUCCUUCCCUCCGCAAACGCACCCAAGCUCUCCCUUAAACCCGCCUGCCUAUUUCCCUAACGGGCUCAGCGAAAACUCUCUUUGGCAUUCAGCGGAGGUUAGCAACGUGAGCGGAGGAGGGCUAUUCAGCAACAUCAACAGGCGGCCGCACCCACCCAAGACGCACAGCCGCAACUGCCAGGACUGCUGGCGCAGCACAGAUUCCAAGGACCCCACCUGCUGGGACUGCUGGCUCGAAGGGCCCUCACCCAGCUGGACCUUUCUGGACCACUGGCGAUUCCUCUACUACAAAUACCUCCUUUGGAUCGUCCUCAUACUAGUCUUCGCCACAGGAACCCUCCAAUACGACCUCCUACACUGCGGCUACCUUGCCCUCUCCUUACUCAGCACGCGAAAACACGCGGCGAUUCUCCGAGGGCAGACCACUGUCCUGAACUACCUCCGAGCAUACAACUUCCUGCUGAUCACCGCUUCCCUGGUCUACCAGUGCCCGUAUUUCCCGUACCUGCCCGCGCUGUCAUGCAACCCGUUUAGUAUUGUCGGGCUGUAUAAGUAUGACUACGGGCUGAGGAUGGACACGAGGAGUGCGGUGGUGGAUCUGACCAUGUUUGUGCUCAUCACCCUCUUGGCUCACAGCCUUAAGUCGGAGCUCUUCCAGCAAGUGCUGCUCUUCACCACCAAGCAGGAGGUGAGUCAACCAACCUGCGUGGGUGGACUAUACAUGGGUAGGCGCGUAGGUGCACCAGGGGAGUGCAGUGCGUGUUAG